AUGGACCCUUACGUACAUACAUCCCCCACAGACCUGUAUGCGAAUCUUCCACUCUACGGACGGUGUCGCCCGGAACCAGGCCAUUUUCAUGUCAAAACAGAGCACGUUGGCUCCCAAUCCUCGGACUGCGAGUCGGUAAUCGGCCUCUACGAUGAAUCUAUCCGGAUCUACCCUGCAGGCGAAAGUGGUCGUGAUGUGUUUGCACCUGGCAAUGUCAUUGUCAAAUCAAGCCAUCCCCAUGACACGCAAGAGAUUGCCUGUUCUUUCGCCGAUGCUAAUGAGGUUGACACUAUCUCUAUCGCUAAAAAUUUAAUCCAAAAAUACUCACAAAUAUCCCUGAUCCGUGGCCGCCAAGUAUUAAUCCAAGAGAGAAGCUCUGGUGUCGCUUUGUGCAAAAUGGAAGAUAUUUAG
Histoplasma mississippiense is the source of this 411-nucleotide messenger RNA. RefSeq lists its product with no specific name. The transcript has 3 exons. NCBI's taxonomy places the organism in Eukaryota, Fungi, Ascomycota, Eurotiomycetes, Onygenales, Ajellomycetaceae. The coding region runs from base 1 to 411 and encodes 136 amino acids. The record is from RefSeq and is a predicted model, not a curated record.